Messenger RNA from Prorocentrum cordatum, 636 nucleotides. The record is from the annotation of a GenBank genome assembly. Lineage: Eukaryota; Dinophyceae; Prorocentrales; Prorocentraceae.
AUGCUGACCGUGGUCCCGAGCUUCCGCUCCUGGGCCCUGGUCGGUACGAACUUCGCCUUCGGGUGCCGCAUCGGCAUCUGGCAGCCAGCUCGAGGUGCCCCCAAGUUUCCCCGCGGGGAGCUGCCUGGCACCGUGCUGCAGGUUCUGGAGAAGCUGGAGGCCAGAUUCGGCUCCACGAAAACGGACACCGGCCACAGGCUGCUGCCGGACUGCGUCCGCGUGAUCCAGGGAGACGGAGUGGACAUCAAGUCGCUGGAGAUGAUCCUGCAGGCCAUGGCGGACCACGGCUGGGCCGCGGACAACCUCGCCUUCGGCAGCGGCGGGGCCCUGCUGCAGAAGCUGCACAGGGACACGCAGAAGUGCGCGUUCAAGUGCUCGCACGCGAUCAUCAGUGGCCAGGAUGUGGACGUCCUGAAGGACCCCAUCACGGACCCCGGCAAGAGGUCCAAGAAGGGCAGGCUGACCCUGGAGUUGAGGGAAGGCCCCCAGGGCAAGGAGUGGACCACGGUGACAGAGGGCAAGGGCGACUCCCAGGCGGACCAGCUCGUGGAGGUGUUCCGCAACGGCGUGCUCAAGGUGGACAUCGACCUGGCCGCCGUCCGAGCACGGGCCGGGGAGGGGCUUGCGCCGCCGUGA